AUGUAUAGAGAUUCUAGUGAUCAUUCCCUGUAUAGGUGCUGGAUGUAUAGAGAUUCUAGUGAUCAUUCCCUGUAUAGGUGCUGGAUGUAUAGAGAUUCUAGUGAUCAUUCCCUUGAUCAUUCCCUGUAUAGGUGCUGGAUGUAUAGAGAUUCUAAUUCUAGUGAUCAUUUCUUGUAUAGGGAUUCUAGUGAUCAUUUCUUGUAUAGGUGCUGGAUGUAUAGGGAUUCUAGUGAUCAUUCCCUAGAUUCUAGUGAUCAUUCCCUGUGUAUAGGUGACAUUCAACUAACAUUUAUGCCUUCAUUCAAGAGACAGAUCCUUUGCUUAGCUUUUACUGAACAGACCAUCUCAGCUAGUACAUCACCAUCUAGGCCUGUAGGAAGUAUAUCCGAAUAUCUCACCUAUGCCGAUGAAGAGACAGCUGCCAAGAAGGGGGUCAAGAAAAGGAAGUGGAACUCCAAGGCCUCGAAGGCUGGCAAGACGACAAAGCGGACCAGCAGUAUGGAGAUCUCCUCUGAUGUACUCAAGAACCUGAUAGGAGAUGUCAAGCUGACCGAGACAGUGUUUGAGAUGGAGACAGAGGUGGUCAACACCCUGGACUAUGAUGACCAGGAGGAGGACCAGCGGGAUGUCCGAGUCAAGAAGGCUCUGGUGAGUUCACCAAAAAAAGAAGAAAGAUUAGAAGAAGAGGAUGCCAGGAGAGUAGAGACACGAGAUGCAUCUCCCGAGUCGACGGCUGCAAUUGCUUCUGAACCAGAGAAGAAGAUCAUCAAGUUGAGUAGUGCUGCGCCAAAGGUUGCAGUGAAGACUAAAGUGAAGAAAAGCAAAAGUGACAAGAAAGAUGCUGUGGGGAAGAAAGAGAAAAAACAAGAUGCUGUUGCAGAUGCAGAGCCUAAGGAAAAAGUGGUUGCUACAAAUCGAGUGAUUAAACCAUUGAUGCCUGUGGUUGAUGAGCCAGAACCCAUGACUGAUCGGCAGUCGCCCGCCAGAAACCCACCAGACAGGGUCAUACGUAUCGCUGGCCUGGUUCGACCCUUUACUGUGAAUCAGCUGAAGGAACUUCUGAGACGAUCGGGGGAACUGGAUGAUGAAUAUUUCUGGAUCAGUGACAUCAAGUCUCAUUGUUUGGCAGCAUACAAAACACAAGAGCAAGCUAUGGCGGCCAGAGCUGCCCUGCAUGGAACACGAUGGCCGCAGUCAAACCCGAAGAUUCUCUUUGUGGACUUUGCUACAAUAGAUGAUGUUAUACACAGAAAGCAAGAAGGAAAAGGGCCACCCCCUGUGCUCAAUAAACGACCUCAGGAGGAACCCAAGAUCAAAGAGCCCAAGAUUGUGGAAAAAGAGGAGAAGAAACACAAGGCAAAAGAGCCGAAAGAAAAAGGUCGUGUAGAAAGAGAGAAGGAAGAACGCGAUACAAAAGACCGAAAGAGAGAGACAGAGAAGAAGAAUUUUGUGAGAGAGUGGGACCGAGAUAAAAUUCAACAAUUGUCGAGAUCUCGUUCCAAAUCAAAAGACAGGGAUCGGCCGGCCAGAAGAUCAAGAUCUAGGGAGAGAGAACAGCGUAAACGAGGAGAAUACAAGGACAAGAGGGAGGAAGAGAGGAGAAAGGAGAAGAAACAGAAAGAUGCCAAGGCAGAGGAGGAGCCUCCAGCAAAGCUCCUGGAUGAUCUCUUCAGGAAGACAAAAGCCACACCCUGCAUCUACUGGCUGCCUCUCACAGAAGAACAGGCUCAGGUGAGGAUGGCAAAACGACUGGAAGAAGAGAAGGAAAGGCAGAAAAAAAUUGCAGCAGCAGAAGAGCGAGAGAAGGAGGAAUUAAGGAAGAGGGAAACUGCAAGAUUAGAACGCCAGCGUGAGAGAGAGAAGGCAAGAGAGAAGGACAGAGACCGAGACAGAAGCAAACCAGAAAGAAAGGCCAGCAGAAGCUCCAGCAGAAGUAGGUCACGCAGAAGAAGGUAA
Messenger RNA from Candidula unifasciata, 1956 nucleotides. Lineage: Eukaryota; Metazoa; Mollusca; Gastropoda; Stylommatophora; Geomitridae. The record is from the annotation of a GenBank genome assembly.